Messenger RNA from Melozone crissalis (California towhee), 2273 nucleotides. RefSeq names its product melatonin receptor 1B (gene MTNR1B). Gene Ontology annotation, cellular component: membrane. Gene Ontology annotation, biological process: G protein-coupled receptor signaling pathway. Bases 1 to 1086 code for a protein of 361 amino acids. The transcript has 2 exons. The record is from RefSeq and is a predicted model, not a curated record. Gene Ontology annotation, molecular function: melatonin receptor activity. Lineage: Eukaryota; Metazoa; Chordata; Aves; Passeriformes; Passerellidae.
AUGCUGGAGAACGGCUCCCUGAGGAACUGCUGUGACCCGGGCGGGCGCGGCCGCCUGGGCUUGGCGGAGCGGGAGGCGGCGGCGGCGGGCGCCCCGCGGCCCGCCUGGGUGGUGCCGGUGCUGUCCAGCGUGCUGAUCUUCACCACCGUGGUGGACAUCCUGGGCAACCUCCUGGUCAUCCUCUCCGUCUUCAAGAACCGCAAGCUUCGGAACUCAGGUAACGCAUUUGUGGUGAGCCUAGCUUUGGCUGAUCUGGUGGUGGCCUUGUAUCCAUACCCACUGGUGCUCUUAGCUAUUUUCCGCAAUGGAUGGACACUGGGUGAAACGCACUGUAAAGCCAGUGGCUUUGUGAUGGGACUAAGUGUAAUAGGCUCUAUUUUCAACAUCACUGCAAUUGCAAUAAACAGAUAUUGCUACAUAUGUCAUAGUUUUGCCUAUGACAAAGUGUACAGCUGUUGGAAUACAAUGUUGUACGUCUCCUUAGUCUGGAUAUUAACAGUAAUUGCAACUGUGCCAAAUUUUUUUGUUGGCUCUUUGAAGUAUGAUCCACGCAUCUAUUCAUGCACGUUUGUCCAAACUGCAAGCUCCUACUACACAAUAGCUGUGGUGGUCAUUCACUUCAUCGUCCCUAUCACCAUUGUCAGCUUCUGCUACCUUCGAAUUUGGGUUUUAGUGCUUCAAGUUCGAAGACGAGUCAAGUCAGAAACAAAGCCAAGAUUGAAGCCAAGUGACUUCAGAAACUUUCUAACCAUGUUUGUUGUUUUUGUGAUUUUUGCCUUUUGCUGGGCACCUCUAAACUUCAUUGGACUGGCUGUAGCCAUUGAUCCUACGGAAAUGGCACCAAAAGUUCCUGAAUGGUUAUUCAUUAUAAGUUACUUAAUGGCCUAUUUCAACAGCUGCCUUAAUGCAAUAAUAUAUGGUCUUCUUAAUCAGAAUUUUCGGAAUGAAUAUAAGCGAAUUUUGAUGUCACUGUGGAUGCCAAGGCUUUUCUUCCAGGACACAUCCAAAGGAGGAACUGAUGGCCAGAAGAGCAAGCCUUCUCCGGCUUUAAACAACAAUAACCAAAUGAAAACUGAAACCUUGUAAAUGUGUAAUAGUCAAUGCAAGAGUUUGUCAUGGAGAAAACCAAGAUCAUAGUUGUAAUGUUCUGGUCAUUCCUGCUUAAUUUUGUGGAGUUUCCACUUGGAUCAAACUUUAUGACUGGAAUACUGUCUUCAUAGUAAAGCACAUUGCUCUGGAUUAGUGAUUUAUACAAGAUAAUAAUUGAAAAGAUGUUUCAGAAUUAAAGCAGCAGGUGGGUGCAAGCUGUUUUAGUUCUCAGAGCUGAAUCCUGUUUCCAGACAUAUGAAUGAGGUAUUUUUUUACUUCUGCGGGAGUUUUGCAUUCUUUAUACAAGACCAGGAUUCAUUUCUUUGAAGUUGUAGUGAGUCUAUGUGUUCGUCAGAGCUCAUCAAAGCUCUGGAGUGGUAUUUUCCUCUCUUCUGUGUCUGAACAGAGGGUGAGACAAAUGCUAUUUUUCACAUGUAAGCCAAACAUUGUAUUUCUGUGACAAUAAUGGUGUCUUUGAAUCCAAUUUGUAAACUGGAGAGAAGACUAUUUGUGUAAAAGCAAAUAUUAACAUUAGAGACUUUCCUCACAGGUUCUUCAUACUUGCAUACAUUGAGAAUGGGAAUACGCUGUGUCUACUCGCUUCAUCUUUUGUGGCUAAUUUUAUGGUAGAUAAUGUAAUUGGUUGAUUUCUCACAGAUUUACCUUACACAAUAUUCUUCCUUUAGAACAGAUUGAAUUUUCAUUGAACUUCUUUUAUUCACCAAAAUAUCUGUAUAAAAUUUCAUUUGAUGCACUUUAGCACACCUUACACAUUUGAGACAGGCUGGAAAUUGCAGCAUAUGACCUGUAAUCAUCUGUACUGGCAACUGAACACAGACAGGAUAUCCUAGAUCAUCUCAAAUGAUAUUAGACCAAAAGAAGAAGCCCGUUUGACUAUAAUGGUAGCUGAUAAACUCAACUCACGUCUACAUCUAAUCUCGAACAAAACCCACUGCUGGUAUCUAAUCUACCUAUCUAACCUUCAGGGUUCCCUGCAGUGGAGGUAUGUUUCCUUCCAUCUGUGAUGAUAAACACACAUCCAAGGAUAAGAUUAAUUGCUUUGUGGAGGUGCUGGUCUCCUUUCACUGACUUUAAAAGCAGCUUUGAUUAAUAGUUCAAACACCUAAUUUUGCAUAGCUAGAGAGGGAUUUAUCUUGCUUAAUUUGGGAUGAACCCAAUGUAGA